Salvia hispanica is the source of this 1939-nucleotide messenger RNA. RefSeq lists its product as uncharacterized. Gene Ontology annotation, cellular component: nucleus. Gene Ontology annotation, molecular function: RNA binding. Lineage: Eukaryota; Viridiplantae; Streptophyta; Magnoliopsida; Lamiales; Lamiaceae. The record is from RefSeq and is a predicted model, not a curated record.
AUGAUACUGUUGUUGAGCAAAAACAUAAAUUGUAAGAAAAGAUAUAUAUGUCUGAGCCCGGGUUCGAACCGGGGACCUCUAGUGUGUGAGACUAGCGUGAUAACCGACUACACCACCCAGACCGUGUUAGUAUUCAUCAUAACAAUAUUAACUUUAUUCCAAUACUUCCUUCUAAUGAGUUGUCUAUAAAUAUCUAAGGUUUUGUCGGCAGUUUCAUUCGCGAUAGCAGUAAUGACGAGAACCAAGCAGUCUAAACGAAAACCCUCAAAUCAGGAGCCGCCUGCAACUCCCAAAAUCCACAAAAAAAUCAAGAAGCAGAAGAAAUCCAAGCCCCCUAAACCCGUGGUCCAUGUUUCUGAAUCUGGUUCUGAUUCAGAUUCAGUCCCACCUUCCGAUCCCAGCACCGAAAUCCAAACCCUACUAGAACCUUUCUCCAAGGAGCAGCUCAUCUCUCUCGUAAUCGAGCUUUCCUCUUCCGACGAACACAUCUUCUCCCUCGUCAAAGCCGCCGCCGACCAGGACAUCGGCCACCGCAAAAUCUUCAUCCACGGCCUCGGCUGGGACGCUACCCGCGAGUUAGUCGAGUCAAUUUUUGGGGCUUACGGCGAAAUUGAGGAUCUCAAUGUGGUUGCUGAUAGGGAAACCGGAAAAUGCAAGGGUUACGCUUUCCUCACCUACAAAUCAUUCGAAUCCGUGAAAAAAUUGUUGAAAAACCCUAGGGUUCAGGUGGGGAACCGUUUGACCUCGUGCCAGCUGGCGUCGGAGGGCCCACCGGGCCCUGCCGCCGCCGGGAUUGUUUCGCAGAAGCAAUUCUCCGCGUCGGAUUACCCGCAGCGGAAGAUUUAUGUGAGUAACGUGCCGCUGAAUGCGAGCCCGGAGAGGCUGUUGGCUUUUUUUGAGAAAUUUGGGGAAAUUGAGAGCGGGCCGAAGGGGAUGGAUCCGGAGACGGGGAGAUUCAAAGGCUAUGCGAUUUUCGUGUUUAAGACGCUGGAGGGGGCUAAGAAGGUGUUGGAGGAGCCAGUUAAGUUUUUCGAAGGGGGUCAGCUGCAUUGCAAGAAGGCGGCGGAGGGGAAGGGUCAGGUGGCUAGUGGCGCAGCGUCGAUAACGACUGCUCUGCAGCCGGUGCAGCCGCAGAUGCUGGCUGCGGUGGCGGCGGCUCAGCAGGUGCAGAAUAUGGCUUUGCUGGGGCAGCAGGCGGGGCUUGUGAAUCCUUUGUAUGGUGGUGGAUUGAUUGGUAAUGCGAACCUGGGUGGGUAUUAUGGGAUGCUAGGGGGUGGUCAGGGCUUGGGGUUAGGGGCCUAUGGUGUUUCUGGUGGUGGAAAUAGUGUUCCGGGAUUAGGUUCCUAUGGAGUUUCUAGUGGUGGCAAUAGUGUGCCGGGAUUAGGUGCCUAUGGCGUUUCUAGUAGUGGCAAUAGUGUGCCGGGAUUAGGCGCAUACGGUGUAUCUGGUGGUAGCAAUAGUGUUCCGGGAUUAGGUGCCUAUGGUGUGUCUGGUGGUGGCAAUAGUGUUCUGGGAUUAGGCGCUUAUGGUGUAUCUGGUGGUGGCAAUAGUGUGACGAGUGGGGCGAUGCUUCAGGGAUUGCAAUUUGCUUAUCCAGGUUUGCAGAAUGGACAAUCUUCUUCUACCUUGCCUAAGACUCCGGGGGCUGGUGGAAGCAGUUACUCUCAAAAACAAUGAUGUAUGAUGGCGUAGAUGGACAAACAGAAGUUGGUAAAUUUCUAUACCAUUUUUUGGGUCAGGGUUUGACUCAUUGAAUAUGGUAUCAGUUUUGUGCUAUAACUUUUAAUUUUCUCCUAUUAUCAUUUCUCUUUUUAUUUUUACCAUUUAAUGAACCUUUUGGAGAACCUGGUGUGCUACAGUCCAGCAUUUCUUCAUACUGUAUAAUUUCUUAUGGAUUUGUUUACUAGUAUAUGUGUUCAACUUUAAGUUUGUUCUGUCA